AAACUUGGAUCCAUGUGCAAAAUGCAGGACCUUGGAGAAACAAAGUACUUCCUCAGAAUAGAAAUCCAAUGUGAUCAUUUAAACAAAACAAUUUCCCUCUUGCAACCCCAAUACAUUGACAUGGUCUUGGAGUUAACUGGAAUGAAAAACUGUAAACUGGUAUAG
Molecule: messenger RNA, 165 nt
Organism: Serpula lacrymans var. lacrymans S7.9
Lineage: Eukaryota; Fungi; Basidiomycota; Agaricomycetes; Boletales; Serpulaceae
Exons: 1
Source: RefSeq, a predicted model, not a curated record